Messenger RNA from Porites lobata, 2110 nucleotides. The record is from the annotation of a GenBank genome assembly. NCBI's taxonomy places the organism in Eukaryota, Metazoa, Cnidaria, Anthozoa, Scleractinia, Poritidae.
AUGCUACCCAAAGCUCGUGUUGUGUACUGUAGUGCAACUGGUGUGACAGAUGUAAAAAAUAUGGUAGGUGUAGAGUAAAGUAUUCUUUUAUAUAAUUGACAAUAACGUGAUUUUGACUGAGUGUCAGGAAACAGCAUGUUACUAUUAAAAGGUCUCCAAAGACGGAGAUUUGUGAACACGAUUAUGUCAUGCACCAUAAAAUUAUACUACUAGCAUUAUGCAUGCUCUGUAAGGGCUGCUAUCGUCUUUCCAUCGUUUUAGGGUUUUCAUGUGGACAGGUGAAAAGGAUUCAAAUACGAGUCAUGUAAACGACUUUUUUUCAUGAAAAUGGAGAAAAAAAUCCCCAUUUUCGAAAAUAUCCGGAUACGUCUGACAGGGUGUCGGGGUCAAAGUCAGUUGUAUCACCUCAGUUGAUGGUAUUAAACUCUGGUUCAAGGUACAUGAUUUCUAGGCAUUCAGUAAAAGAGCACAAAGACUCUUGUUGCAUGAAUAAUUGCUGAGAGAUUAAUAUGGCAACCAUGUCUAGAAGCCUUAGGUUUCUCACAAUGUUCCCAUUCAGUCCUAUGGUUAAUCAAUACAGUACACUGAUACAGUGAUUUGAUUAUUUUCAGGCGUUUAUGGAGAGACUUGGUUUAUGGGGAGAUGGAACAGCAUUUAAAUCGUUUGAUUCUUUUCUAGCCAGCAUAACUAAGAGAGGUCUUGGUAAGUGGUAUAGUUUUCAGCCUAGACUACGAGCAGUCUCUCUUUUUUCUUUAAUAGUCCGUUCAGCAAAACGCGCGAGACACGCAAAUGACCACGCGCAACACUCUCUCGCGCGCGUGCACUCCCCUCACUAAAUCUGAAGAAAAAGAGAGACUGCUUGCAGUCUAUUUUCAGCCCCAAUGAUCCACAUACAAAUUCUCUCGACUGAUCCCCCUACCUUUCCUUAAAGAAUUAGUUGAGAGAUUUUGGUGAUUAUUUUAUGAAUUCUCUAAACUUUUUCUUGUAAUGAUGUAUGGAUAUUUUUAGGAGAAAAUUGAUGUUAAUCACGUUUGGUACUCAGUGGGAUAAAGGGGUUAUAUCAUGAUGACUUCCAUAUUCUUGUCAAAGUUGAGCAGAAAUUGUAACUAAGUAUUCUCAGUCACAUUUUUCGAUACUUGGAACUCUAAAAGAAAGCUAUGAAAUGAUUCGGGUUCCGGCAAAUUACCCGAACCCUUAGCCUGAAAUAUGGGUAAACCACCUGUAACCGUGGAGAGAUGGCUAGCUAGGCUACUGGCUAGAACGGUGAUGCGCCAUGGUGAAGCUAGUACCACCUUUCGGAAAUCAUGGCCGCCUUUUAUAUAGCCUGAGCAGAGCUGUCAUUAAGAGGCGGGGGCCGGGGAUUUUCCCCGGCUAGCCUACUAUAAACGUGGCCCCCGGCUACUUUCAAAGGAAAAGAAAAGAAAAAGGAACCAAAAGAAAUCCCUAGCUGUUUGAUUCCCCGACUACGUGUUGUAUUUACCCUGCACCUUGAAAUCUUAGUGACAACCCUGAGCCUGUCCCAGGCUUUGAAAUAGUAGAUUGUGGUGCGAAGUUAGAGAACGGGAAAAAAAUAAGGAGAAAGAGAGAGAGAGGGAGAGAGGAAGGAAUUUCGCCCUCACUCCCUACCCCACCACUGGCUGUUUUUCCUGCUCACAUCUCCUUGCGUCGUCCUCACAAUCUGAACCCUGGAACAGGCUACCUUUUAUAUAACGUGGCAAACAUGCACGUUCGCUUUCACUUCUCCAUCGGCAGAAAUGAUGUAUUUUAAGGUCACUAAUAUUUAAAAUCUUUCCUAGGUGCUUCUGAAAUGUUAGCUAUGGAAAUGAAGGCAUCGGGGAUGUACGUUUCUAGAGGUCUUAGUUUCAGACAGGCUGAGGUAAUUCAUAAUUGUCGAAAUGGCAUCUUGAUUUUUCUGUUGUAACCACAAGUUUUUCUAUCAUCCUCAAAUAUAAGGCUUUUUUUUUUGCAAUGCUUAUUUCUUCACUUCUGUUCCUUUUUUGUUAACAAACUUUGAUAAUGCUUUUUUGUCGCAUUUCUGCAGUUUGUUAAUGUUGAGGCGACACUGACUGCACAACAGAUAAAGGUUUAUGACACUGCAGUUCACGUUUGG